AUGAAGAAAGGCGAGCACUACCUGCCCACUGGAAAUACUCGCCACGGUGGUGUUCGUUACCAGCUGUGCAAAAUAACAACUCCAGCGAGAGGUGCGGCUGAGCAGGAAAGGCAGGUGCUUCGGCAGCGGUCUAAUGAAUCAGGGCACGGUGGUAUCUUCCAUUUAAAAGUACCUGAGUCCUCUCAUGUUGGUUCUGCUAUUGGAAGGAUCAGAGCUGUGGACCCUGAUUUUGGGAAAAAUGCAGAAAUUGAGUACAACAUAGUUCCAGGAGAUGGAGGAAACUUGUUUGACAUCACAACAGAUGAGAACACCCAGGAAGGAGUCAUCAAACUGAAAAAGCCACUAGACUUUGAAACAAAAAAGGCAUACACCUUUAAAGUUGAGGCCUCCAAUCUCCAUCUUGACCACCGAUUUCACUCGGUGGGUCCAUUCAAAGAUACUGCCACUGUGAAGAUAAACGUGUUGGAUAUGGAUGAACCUCCAGUUUUCAGCAAGCCUGUGUACACAAUGGAGGUUUAUGAGGACACACCUGUGGGGACCAUUAUAGGUGCAGUGACAGCACAAGACCUCGAUGCUGGCAGCAGCUCGGUUAGAUAUUUCAUCGACUGGAAAAAUGAUGUGGACAGCUACUUUACAAUAGAUGCUACUGAAGGAACCAUUGCUACUAAUGAAUUACUGGACAGAGAAAGCACAGCACAGUACAAUUUCUCUAUAAUUGCAAGUAAAGUUAGUAACCCACUAUUAACCAGCAAAGUCAACGUUAUAAUAAAUGUCCUGGAUGUCAACGAGUUUCCUCCUGAAAUUUCAGUUCCAUAUGAGACAUCUGUAUGUGAAAAUGCCAAACCAGGACAGGUGAUACAGACUGUCACUGCAGCAGACAAAGAUUUGUCACCAGCUGGGCAAAGGUUUUCCUUCAGACUGUCAGCUGAAGCUUCCAACAAACCAAAUUUCACAGUCCAUGACUACAGAAACAACACAGCUGGGAUUGAAACCAGGAGAAAUGGUUACAGCAGAAGGCAGCAAGAGCUGUACUUUCUUCCAGUAGUAAUAGAAGAUAGCAGUUACCCUGUCCAGAGCAGCACAAACACAAUGACUAUCCGUGUUUGCAGAUGUGAUCCUGAUGGUACCAUCCUGUCCUGCAACGUGGAAGCAAUCUUCUUACCAGUAGGCCUCAGCACAGGAGCGCUGAUUGCAAUCUUGUUGUGUAUAGUUAUACUUCUAGUCAUUGUGGUACUGUAUGUAGCACUACGGAGGCAGAAGAAAAAGAACACCCUGAUGACCUCUAAAGAAGACAUCAGAGAUAAUGUUAUCCAUUAUGAUGAUGAAGGAGGUGGAGAAGAGGACACCCAGGCUUUCGACAUAGGUGCCCUGAGGAAUCCCAAAGUGAUUGAAGAUAACAAAAUACGCAGGGACAUAAAACCAGACACCUUGUGUUUUCCACGUCAGAGACCACCAGUGGAAGAUAACACAGACAUAAAAGAUUUCAUUAAUCAAAGGCUGCAGGAAAAUGAUGUAGAUCCAACUGCACCCCCUUAUGACUCCUUGGCAACCUAUGCUUAUGAAGGAAAUGGAUCUGUUGCAGAGUCUCUCAGCUCUAUAGACUCCCUUACUACAGAGGCAGAUCAGGAUUAUGACUAUCUGAGUGACUGGGGACCUCGCUUCAAGAUCUUGGCAGAUAUGUUUGGAGAAGAAGAAAGUUAUAACCCUGACAAAGUCACUUAAGUACAACUACAACAGUGAAAUAAAAAGAAAAGUAAACCAACAACAAAUUUAAAAGAUAAACCUAAGCUUUAUAAUAGGACAGGAUUCCUUUGAUUAUAAAAGACAGCAACUGUUUCCAGCAAGUUACUACAUUUAUCAUACUGUCAGUUUUGGUUUGAUCUGCAAAGGAAAGAUAAAUCCUGUAAUAUACACAGUUUUUUGUGGUUGUUAUUUUGUUACUCUGGAAUUACACUGAGACAAGCUCAGGCCUAUAAGGUACAGUUUACUGACCUGAUUUAGAAAGAAGAUAGCUUUCUGGCAUCAUGGUGGAAGAGUGGUAGCUUUUUCGUAAUUCCACUAAAGUGCCUAUUGAAACUUUUAUCAUUUAAGUGGUAAAGAGUCUGCUGUGAUGGUGUUACAAAACUGAAUGGUAAAUUGGACAAGAACUUCAAGACAAGAAGCAAUAGCAACAUGCUGACUUCUUUUAGAACAAAAAUGGAGAUCACUUCUUGGAAUAUAUUUAAUGACUAAAACUAAGGGGGGGAGGGGGGGAAGGGGCGUGUAUGUUGUGUUCAGGGGUUAUGUUUGGGUUUUUAAAAGAAGAAAACAGUAUGUCGAGACAUCAUAUUUCUUCUUCCAAAAUUUCACUGAAAAUUUAAAUUUAAAAUGCUAUUGCUCACUCUG
Messenger RNA from Fulmarus glacialis (Northern fulmar), 2385 nucleotides. RefSeq names its product cadherin 12, type 2 (N-cadherin 2) (gene CDH12). Gene Ontology annotation, molecular function: cadherin binding; calcium ion binding. NCBI's taxonomy places the organism in Eukaryota, Metazoa, Chordata, Aves, Procellariiformes, Procellariidae. Bases 1 to 1722 code for a protein of 573 amino acids. Gene Ontology annotation, cellular component: adherens junction; membrane; catenin complex. Gene Ontology annotation, biological process: cell-cell junction assembly; adherens junction organization; homophilic cell-cell adhesion. The record is from RefSeq and is a predicted model, not a curated record. The transcript is spliced from 8 exons.